UCGAAUUAUUUAUAAAUCUAUCUACUACUGAAUCUCCAUUUUUGUUCCUCGAUACUAUGUGUUAAGCGCCAUCUGUGUUAGUAUUUAUAAUCUUAUUUCCCGCAUUUCAAUAACGAUGUCUUUUGAUUAUUUUUUUUAACGGUCGUUCAACAGCUGUUAUGGCGCCGAAGUUGUAACCACUACACAUGCUGCUUGUUGCACAAGUUUAUGUAACGUUUGUUGAUGAAAUUGUGAUUUGUUUAUUGUUAUUUUGGUUAAAAAACACUAAGUAGUGAUUGUUAAAUAUGUCGUUCAGUAAAGCAAGACUCCAAAGAUUUAACGAGGUUAAAUUAACUACUUCGUCUACUAGUAAGGGACUUUCUGAAAAGCCAAAGAUAAGACCAAAGGUAACUUUACAAUGUGAUAAAUCAAUAGAUAAAUCCAAAUCUGAAACAGGUUCUUCCCAAAGCAUUCCAGUUUUCCGUACUCCAACUGUGUUGAAACAGAAAUUGAAAAAGACUGUAAAAACAUGUGCCUCAUCAACCCCCAAUAUUAAAGAAGCUGCAAACCAGAAUUUGGAGAUUUUAAGGGAAAAAAUUGUGGAAUGUGAAAAUAAAGAUGCAUUUAUUAAAGAUUUAACGCAACAACUUGAAGAAUUGAAAGAAAAAAUUAAUCAAAUUCGAAAAGAUAAAGAAAAUAUUGAAAAUGAAAAAACAAAAUGUGAACAAGUAAUUAACGAUUUAAAAAAACAACAAGAAAUCAAUUUAGAAACUAUACAGAGUGAAUUCCAACAAAAAUUAUUGAAAACUUCGAGUUUAAAAGUUAAAGUAUGUGAAAAACUUCAUCAUUUAAAGGAAGAUUUUGAAAAAUUUCGAAAUAUUUAUGUCACUGAUUUAAAUGAUUUGAAAAAUAAUUUCGAUGAACUUCCGGUUCGUUUUAACGAAUAUUUGAUACAAUACGACACAAUUUUAAAACAAAAACAAGCAGAAAUCGAUCACCAAAAAAAAAAUUUGGAAAUACUAAAACAGAAUUCCAUCGAAAUUGAAAAGCAAAACUCCGCUCAAAUAGAAAACUUGAAAAAAGAACAACAAAUCGAAAUGGAAAAUUUAGAAUUCGAAUUGUUGAAAACUAUGACUAAUCUGCAAAAAGAAAAAGACACUUGCGCGAUAAAAAUCGCGGAAAUGCAGAAAAUAAUGGAUGCGAAAAUAGAAGAAACAAGAGAAGUUUUCGAAAAAGAAAAAAUUAAGUAUCAGUUAGAAUUGAAAAUGAAUGAUAAACAGCAGGAAAAUCGCGAUAGCGACUUGGAAAAAUUGGAAUUGGAAUGGAAAACAAAGUUGAAACAACAAGAAACUAAAGCUGAGGCUAUUUUAAAAGAAUGUCAAGCUAUAAGUGAAUACAAUAUAAUACAAUGCACUAUCGAAAAAAACGCAGUCGCCAACGAUCUAAAACAAACUACAGAACAAUUAAAUAAAAUUAAAACAAACUAUGAAGAACUAACAGACGAUUUUAAUAACUUGAAGAACAAAUACGAUGUUCUAGAAUCGGAAUUGAUUUCCAAAAAAGAAGAAUUACAAGCUGUGACGACAUAUUUAAAUGAAGAAAUAGAACAAUACAAGAAAGUGUCAAAAGAAAAAUCGGCAUUUGAAUAUACAAUUAAAAAUUCCCAACGUACCAUCGAGGUAUUAACUAAACGACUGUUUCGUUCAGAUCGAGACGUGGAACAACUAAAAGAAGAACUACGAGAUUACGAGGAGAAAAUGUUGGAAUAUGAAGAAAAAAACGCGCAGUUGCAAUCUGAUUUAAAGCACAUGCAGGAAUUCAACGAAGAACUUGAAAUGCAAUUUGAAUCUACUAUAAAAUUGAAUUGCAAAGACGUGGAAAAUCUCGGUGAUAAAUUGUUGAAAGAAGUAGAUGAUUAUAAAAAAGAAGUUGGUUUGUAUAAGAAGAAAUUUGAACGGGAAGAGGAAUUGAAAAAAGAUAUUAUGCUACAACUUCACGAGGCUUACGAUAUGAUCAAUAGGUUGAAAGAAGGAUACGAAAACGCCGAAACAUUAUGCAGUCAACAUAAAUUUGAAGUGGAACAAUCGCAGAAUGAGUUAGAAGACUAUCACAUGAGAGAAAUGGAUUGGAAUAUAAUAAAAGACAAAUUAGAAUGUACGGUAAAAGACCUAGAGAAUCAUUUGGAAUCGAAAACGCGCGAAAUAGCAGAACUCAAACAACAAAUUGCCUCUUUGAAACAGGAAUCUGAAUCUAUUUCACAUUAUUCUGAGUAUUACAAACAAAAAGUUGAAGAACUGGAAUCAGAACAGAGAGAUAAUGGAAAAAUUCAUAAAAAAUAUAUUGAAUUGUCCGGAAAAUACGAUUUUUUGUCGAGCAAAUACGAAGAAUUAGAAGUGGAAAACUCCCAUAAUAAAAUGAAUUUGAGAAAAUUGAUAGAAGAAAGGAACGAAGAUAAUUGGAAAAUGAAAUAUGAAUCGCAGGUUGUUUUAUGUAAGAAACUCGAGUUGGAGAAUGAAAAAUUAAAACGGGAAAUUGAAGAUCGUUUGUAUGAUUUGGAUAUUAAACAACGAACACCAAAGAGCAAAAAAAUAAAAGACGAUGAUAGGGAUACGAAGAAGUAUAUAAAGAAAAAUAGGAAUCCGAAAGAAGAUAAAGAAAACAUGAACAGUCCAAAUAGGACGUUGAAUUCCAGUAGAAUCGAUUCUCCUUUGAGAGACAGAAAUUGAAUCAUCGAUAUGUGUUUUAAUUUAUUUGUAAGGUACAUCGUCGUAUUAUUUCAAUCACAAGGUAUAUUAUUUAUUUUUGUAUGAAAAAAAAACGAUUUUAUUUAUUUUUAUUGUUUAUUUAAUCACAAAAGCGAAGUCUAAGAAAUUGAUGUACAUCUGUCUUAAAUUGAUUAAAAAAUGACUUUCAAGUUCAAAUUUGAUUGUAAAUAUUCAAUGUUUGGUUUAAAAACCUUCGUAAAAUCUCACCUUUGAAAAUAAUUGAAGUCUAAUUUUGGAUAUGUGAAUAUAAAGGAUGAAAAAAUACCAAAUUCUUAUUUAUUAGGAUGUAGCUUAUUUUAAUCAUUCGGAACCGUCUUUAAGAUGAUGAAACUUACUAAGUAAGCUCGGUUAAUUGAAAAAUAAUUUUAGAUAAAGCUGAAAUUAGAAAGUUACCAAUAAGUACCAAGUAUGUUGAAAAAAAAUAUUUUUGCUGUUUGAUUUUUUAUAAUUUUUUCUUACAUAGAUUUAUACAGUAUUGGUAAAACAAUCCAAAGGAAUAUUUUUUCUUAAAAAAAGCGUUAAUUCCACCAAAACUAAACAUUCUGGUGGCUGCGAAACAAAUUUUCAUGAAUUUAGAAAUUUUUUUUGGUAUUUGCAGUUUUAUUUUCCACUAUUUCUUCUAUUUUGUGACUUUUUCAUUAACACACAUUCACUGCUUUCAAACUACAGGAAAUUUCCACUAUUUUCCCAUAUUUUUCUCCAUUUUGUCUACCGCAUGGUAACUUAUUGACAUGUGACAGUUGUUUUUUGACAUAUUUAUCUCAACUGUUUCUUGGUAAAAAUCUCAAUUUAUUUCCAUUCCACCAAUUAGUGUACACCGCCAUUUCUUCAUCACAACUUUUUGACAUCUGACACAUGUUUUAUAAAAGAUUUCGCCGCCAUUUUGUUAACUUCAAAAUUUGACAUAUGACAGAUGUGUCAGUGAAAAAAAUAUGUCCUUUCGGAUUUUCAAUGACAUCAGCAUUAUUCGCCCACUUAUAAGUAGGAAAUAUCUAUUUUAAGGUGUUUUUAGUGUUUCUCCUGGUACCGAUUAUGUUUACGAGUGUCCUAAAUCGUGUUUCCAUAACCAACCGUCCUAUUAUGGUGUUAUUUAUUUCAUUAUUCCAAUAAAGGAAAUACACCAUUCACUUUGUCAGUAUUGUAUUAUUUGACUGAUCGAUUAUGUCAUAAAAUUUUAGGUUAUAAGUCAAUGUUUAUUUAUUUUACUAAUUUGUUCACAAUAAAUUGUAAUGUUCGAUAUAAAAUUCUUUUAUUUUCCUCUUUUCGGUACCCGACGGGGAAAUCGAACCGAUCGAUCUGAUCUUAGACGUUCUCCUAUAAGAAUCGAUUGAAUGAGCAAUCGAUUAUCAUUCGAAUGAAAUCGAAACUAUACUGGUCAAUAAUUAUAUGAGCAAAAAUGUAUGGAAUUGAUUCGAAUGGUUGUGAUCAUCCACAUGAUCUAUUUUUUUAUUUGUCUUUAACUAACAUACAAAGUAAAAGACGACUAUGAUUUGAAACGUCAAAUGUCAUUAUUAUAAAGGAGUUCUAAGGUUUCUAUUUGUCUAUGUUUAAGUAGACUACCAUAAGCAGUUGAAAUCUUGAAAGAAGAUUUUGACAUGGGACUAGAUGAUUCAGCAUCGUUAAAUUGAAAGUUCCAUGAUUUAAAAUGUCAUUCUUUUGACAGUUUCGAUUUAUCUAUUCAAAAAGAAUUUAAAAGGUAGUAAAAAGAAAUGAAAAUAUAGAACUAUUGGAUUCAAAAUUAUUUUACAAUAGAAUUCAUUAUGAGAAACGUCAAAUGUCAUUAUUAUAAAUGCGUUCUAUAGUUUCUAUUUGUCUAUGCCAACUAAGACACCGAAAACAUUUUAAAGCAGUAGAAGAAGAUUUUGACAUGGAACUAGAUGAUUCAGGGUCGGUCGAUUGUAAAUAUCAUGAUUUUAAAUGACAAAUGUCAUUCAUUUGAUACAGUUUCGAUUUUUCUAUUUAGCUAUGCAAAGUGACACAUCAAAAGCAGUUUGAAACUUGGUAAAAGGAAGUAAAGACAUAGAACUAUACGAUUCGGGACUAUUUGACAAUAGAAUUUAUUAUAAGAAACGUCAAAUGUCAUUAUUGUAAAGGCGUUCUUUUAUUUUCUAUUUGUCUAUGCCAACUGAGACACCGAAAACAGUUGAAAACUUAGUAGAAGAAGAAUGUAACAUGGAACUAGAAAAUUCACGAAUAUUCGUUUGUAAAUUUCAUGUUUUAAAAUGUCAUUUAUUGGCAAAUUUUUGAUUUUUCUAUUUCUCUAUGCAAAGUAACAGAUAAGGCAGUUACAAAAAUAGUAAAAGGAAGCUAAGACAUAGAACUAUACGAUUCGGGACUAUUCGACAGUAAAAUUCAUUAUUUGAAACGUCAAAUGUCAUAAAUUUGAAGCGUUCUAAGUUUUUCUUUAUCUACAUCAAGUAAAACACAGAAAUCAGUUGAAAUAAUGGAACUAGAUGAUUCACGAUCACGAUUUGAAAUGUCAAAUGUCAUUCUUUAGACACAGUUUGAAUUUUCUAGCAAAAUGACAUACUGAAAGCAGACUGUGACAUAGAAACUAUACGUUUUAGGAACGUUCUAUUGUCAAGUAUAUGAUUAGGAAUGUCAAUUGUCAUUUUUAAAGGUGUCUAUGUUAAGUGACAGUUUCAAAAUGAAUAAAAAGAACCUUAGACAUAGAACUAUACGAUUCGGGACUAUUUGACAUUAAAAUUCAUUAUUUGAAAUGUCAAAUGUCAUUAAUUUGAGGCGUUCUAAGUUUUUAUUUAUCUACGUCAAGUAAGACACAGAAAUCAGUUGAAAUAAUGGUAAAAGAAGACUUUGACAUGGAACUAGAUGAUUCACGAUCACGAUUUGAAAUGUCAAAUGUCAUUCUUUUGACACAGUUUGAAUUUUCUAGCAAAAUGACAUACUGAAAGCAGACUGUGACAUAGAAACUAUACGUUUUAGGAACGUUCUAUUGUCAAGUAUAUGAUUAGGAAUGUCAAUUGUCACUUUUUAAGGUGUCUAUGUUAAGUGACAGUUUCAAAAUGAAUAAAAAGAACCUUAGACAUAGAACUAUACGAUUCGGGACUAUUUGACAUUAAAAUUCAUUAUUUGAAACGUCAAAUGUCAUUAAUUUGAGGCGUUCUAAGUUUUUCUUUAUCUACGUCAAGUAAGACACAGAAAUCAGUUGAAAUAAUGGUAAAAGAAGACUUUGACAUGGAACUAGAUGAUUCACGAUCACGAUUUGAAAUGUCAAAUGUCAUUCUUUAGACACAGUUUGAAUUUUCUAGCAAAAUGACAUACUGAAAGCAGACUGUGACAUAGAAACUAUACGUUUUAGGAACGUUCUAUUGUCAAGUAUAUGAUUAGGAAUGUCAAUUGUCACUUUUUAAGGUGUCUAUGUUAAGUGACAGUUUCAAAAUGAAUAAAAAGAACCUUAGACAUAGAACUAUACGAUUCGGGACUAUUUGACAUUAAAAUUCAUUAUUUGAAACGUCAAAUGUCAUUAAUUUGAGGCGUUCUA
Messenger RNA from Diorhabda sublineata, 6246 nucleotides. RefSeq names its product early endosome antigen 1-like. NCBI's taxonomy places the organism in Eukaryota, Metazoa, Arthropoda, Insecta, Coleoptera, Chrysomelidae. Bases 285 to 2705 code for a protein of 806 amino acids. The record is from RefSeq and is a predicted model, not a curated record. The transcript has 5 exons.